AUGUCCAAGCGAAGUACGCGCAAGCGCGUUCCCAUUCCUGCCCCCGUAUGCAGUCCUCCUCCUGAUUCUGAUCCCGUGGAGCACGAUGCGGAACUGGAUAAUAUAGAGCAAGACCUCCAAUCAGAUUCUCACUCCAAUACCGAAAACGAACUCGACGCCGCUGAACCGACACAUGACUCCCCAACGGGUGAACUUGACGAGCCUAUUAAUCUUAUGCCUGCUCGCGCUGCCACCCCUUCUGGUAUUCAUAUUAAACUUCCCUCUCGUGGCCGACAGCGUUCCAACACUCAGACGCCUAACGAGUGUCAUCGUAAGUGA
Messenger RNA from Sparassis crispa, 318 nucleotides. RefSeq lists its product as hypothetical. The transcript has a single exon. NCBI's taxonomy places the organism in Eukaryota, Fungi, Basidiomycota, Agaricomycetes, Polyporales, Sparassidaceae. Bases 1 to 318 code for a protein of 105 amino acids. The record is from RefSeq and is a predicted model, not a curated record.